This is a messenger RNA of Penicillium lagena, 912 nucleotides long. Its product is annotated as opsin family protein. The annotation marks the transcript as partial. The record is from RefSeq and is a predicted model, not a curated record. Gene Ontology annotation, cellular component: endoplasmic reticulum; plasma membrane. The transcript is spliced from 5 exons. NCBI's taxonomy places the organism in Eukaryota, Fungi, Ascomycota, Eurotiomycetes, Eurotiales, Aspergillaceae.
AUGUUCGACCAGUCUACACCUCCGAUUAUGCCGCUGCCGACCACCACCACCUCCACCACGACGUCGGUGGGGCCUAUCCCCACAGUCAUCCCCGGCGUCAUCCCGAUCUUCCAGGAAGUUCAUGACGCGGGCAAGCGAACGCUAUGGGUCGUCACCGUGCUAAUGGGCAUAUCGUCCUUGGUAUUCUAUAUCCUCGGCGCCCGAGCUCCCUUGCCUAAGCGGAUCUUUCACACAAUAACCUCCCUAAUAACCACCAUCUCCUUCAUAACCUACCUCGCCCUAGCAACAGGCCAAGGCAUCGCCUGGAAACAUGUCGCCAUCGCCGAGCGCCACAAACAUGUCCCAGAUACAUCCCAAGAAUAUCUCCGCCAGGUGCUCUGGCUCCGCUACGUGAACUGGGCGCUAACCACACCCCUCCUUUUGGUGAAUCUAUCCCUGCUCUCCGGCCUGCCAGGCGCGAAUCUCGUUGCGGCCAUCGCGGCCGAUCUGGUCAUGUUGGCCUCGGGUCUGCUCGGUUCCUUUGCUGGACAUACCCGCCAGCGAUGGGUGUGGCUGACGCUGAGCUGUAUUUCGUAUCUGACUGUGAUCCACCACGCGGGAUUCCAUGCGGCUCACGCGGCGAGGAAUAAAGAUGCGCAGACGAAGAGGUUCUUUGGGUCGUUUGCUGCGGUGGGGUUGCUUGUUUAUGCUCUGUAUCCGAUCUCACUUGCCUCUGGAGCUCUUGCGCUCAAACUCAGCGUUGACACGGAGACUAUCCUCUUUGCGAUUAUGGAUGUCAUGAUGCAGGGGAUUUUGGGGUACUGGCUUCUGCUGGCGCAUGAGAGCGUGCGCGGACUAACCCUUCAUAUUGACGGCUUUUGGGCCCAGGGAGUGGCCAAUGAGGGUGCUAUUCGCAUCGCGGAUGAAGAAGAG